UUUUGUGAUUGUGUGUGUACUUGUCAACCUUGAAGAUGUACAACAGCUACCAAGAAAAACUGAUGCCCCACUACACGCCAAAUGACUGGCAAUCCUACAAUAAGAAUCUCGAAACAAUCUCAGAGAGAACCAACUUUACUGGCAACAAUGUACGACAGGAAGCAUCUCAACUUCGAAAUGCUGUCUCCAAUACAAUGUCCUGGAAACUUAAGGACACCAACCAAAAGCUUGGAGACCGCAUCAAUGAUGUGGAUCAGUGGUUUCGUAACCUGGAUCGAACUCUUCGAGAAGUGCAGGAGGCAGUGGACAGAUUGUCUGAGGCAAAACUAGAAACGGAGAGAACGAUUGCUGCCAACUUGCCCUAUUUCGAAGCUGCCAAAGAAUGCCUCAAUUUGAGAGACCGUAGAAAAGAAAUAGACCUCGUCGAAGACGAGCCCUACCAUGAAAUUAAGAAAGAAGUUGAUCUAAUCCACAAAAUAAAUAACGCUUUGAGAGAUUGUGCCGCCCAUGACUGGGAUCACCUCAUUCAACUGAAAGAACAACGGGAUAAAUUAGAAGCUGACCUUAAAGAUAAAGAUUCAGCUCUGAAAAACGACAGGUUUCAACUGUCUCUUACUCCCACCUCUACCAAUAUCAUUAGCUUCAAACCUUGGCCAGCUGAUGCCUGUUCUGCUGGCGAAUGCCCUGUGAGCCUGGACACGUGGUUGCAGAACAGUGUUGACAGAAGAAGAUCCGCUGAGGAUGCCAUUGCGAGAGCCACCAGGGCCACGAAUGAUUCCUGGAAUCUGAUACGCAAGACCACCAAUAACAUUCGCCACCAGAGAGAAGCUACCCAAUUCGCAAUGAGAAAACGACGACAUGAAACGCUGCAGGCGCGUGAUAUUCUGGCUGCCCAAAGGAAGGACUUAAAAGACGAAAUCGACAGACUGGACAGAGAAAUGCUGACCGUAGAGCAGACGAUAGACACUUCGAGGGGCAAUCUCAAGUUGACUCAAACCCGAUUAGAAAAUCGGAAAUUUAGACCAAGAUUUGAACUUUGUCGAGACGAUCCAACUGUGGGAUUGGAGGAAGAAAUGAGGAACGUGAUGGAAUCAAGAGAGCAUCUAGCUCAGAAAUUGCGGGAUGUCAAGAACAUGCUCAACAGGGCCCAAGAACAUUUACAUGAAGUUGAGGACGAUCUGCAGCGUAAAGAGCGGUCGUUGGCGAUAGAGACAACAUGCAUCGAAGUUCAUGAGCGUCCGUCUAAAUCACCCUAUCAAAUGGACAUCGCCUGGUUGGCACCGAUGAACACAACCACUUCCAGAUACAUGGAUGAUUCCAUCAAACGAGGCACCAAUCAAAGACUCGUCGAUCGCCAUUUUGAUGAAUGCAAAGCUCAGGGAGAACAUAUAUAUCCCGGUGCCGCAGCCAAUCCGAAUAAUAUAGAAUACAGAUUGAUUGAUUAAUGCAUAAUGACACUUAAUAAAUUAAUUAGUUAAGAAGUCAUUAAAUAAGUUAAAUUUUACUUUUUUACAUUUCUUUUGUCACAGAAGGAGGAUGUUAGAUCGCUUGAAAAGAGGAAAUGAACAAUAUUUUUUCACACAGCAAGGAAAUGAAUAAUAAUAAAAAUGAAUGUGAUAUUUUGGAAAUUAAUCAUUUCACUAAGGUUUUAUUUUACUGUAAAACAAAUUUAUGCUAGAAAUUGACUUUAUUUUGAAAUU
Molecule: messenger RNA, 1700 nt
Organism: Uloborus diversus
Lineage: Eukaryota; Metazoa; Arthropoda; Arachnida; Araneae; Uloboridae
Product: tektin-B1-like
Exons: 5
Coding region: 36-1445 (469 amino acids)
Biological process (GO): cilium movement involved in cell motility; cilium assembly
Cellular component (GO): nucleus; microtubule cytoskeleton
Source: RefSeq, a predicted model, not a curated record